GAUUUUGAUUUCAGAUCCAUCGACAUUUGUUUGCCUGAUUCUUUUACUUUUUUUCUUAAUAUUUUCUAACGGAUCGGAUUGAUUUACUCUUCAUUGCAAUAUAUAUAUAUAUAUAUAUUUAUUUAUUUAUUUAUUUAUAUUUCAAAUAAUGUACUUGUUUGCUUGUUGUCGCUAAUACCAGUUGUCCUGACCAAGAUUUAUCACCAAGCUUCAAUCUUUUGUUUGUUUGUUUUUUUUGUAAGUAAUUGAAAGAUGUUUUUUCAAUGCCAAACAUGUUUAAUUGCUCUCUCAUUUGCUGUUAAUGAGCUAAGAGUUGCACGCAUGUGCAAAAACAUACACGAAGGAUCUUUCCCUGCGCUCUCCCAGGAUGGAUUUCAAUUUUUGAGGUCUAUCUUUCACGUGAUUUAUCAUAACUUUCCAUCUUAGCAAUCACUUGCAUGCACUUAUGUUGUUGUACAAGCUUUAAUUCCUCGAACUUAUCUUUUGCUUCACUUUGUCAUAGGAUAGUCAAUUGAUUGGCUUCUGAUCUGGUUAUAUUAAUCUUUUUUUUUUUUUUUUUUAAUUUCUGGGUAGUUGUAUUAGAUCUGAUCUGGGUUGUGCUCUUUUAAACUGAAAAACAAAAAUUCAUCAAUUCAAUGAAGCCUGCUCAGCGCUACAGUCGUGUAGAUCUUUCGUCUUUGUUGCCCUGCACUUGAAUCAAAUGGAAGUUACAGGGGGUUAAGACUCUGGUUUUUAUGGCCUUGACUGAUAUUUGGGCAAUGUGUGGAGAAAGAGACAGCGUUUGUUUAGGAAGUAUUCUGCGUAGAAGAACUGGACCAAACCACAGUAAGAACAAAACUUCUGGCAUGGAAUUUGAAUCAGACUGGACGAAACACAGAAAAUCCUCGGCAUUUGCAGCUCAGGUGAUUCGGUCAGCAACAUCUUUUAUGCCUUGGUCUUGCAGAAUCCCUAUAGGUGAAGGAUAUCACGAAUUUAUUUAGUUAACACUUGCCGUUCAAAUCUAUUGAGACGUUCUUCGGGUGAUAUAGUUGAUCAAUAACAAGAACCAUCUAUAUCUUUCAAGAUUCACAUAGCUGUUCAAUUCAGACCAUGCCGGGGUUCUUGAGUGGAAAGAAGAGAACAAAAGUGAAUAUGUGUCUUUCCAAUUCUGUCAAGCAAAAUAUUCCCACUUGUUCGAAAUGCAAUUCACAGUUAUCUGCUCAGGCUGUCGAUGAUCUAGACAGCGCCAUUCUACCUGGGUUGCCUGAUGAUGUGGCAAAGUCUUGCCUUGCUCUUGUUCCUCGUUCCAACUUCCCAGCUAUGGGUGGUGUCUCCAAAAGGUGGAGGUCAUUUAUUCAAAGUAAAGAAUUCAUUACCGAGCGGAAAUUAGCUGGGAUGCUUGAGGAAUGGCUCUAUGUCUUAAUUAUGGAUUCUGGAGGUAAGGAAAGCCACUGGGAGGUUCUGGAUUGUAUGGGCCAGAAACACCGGCUUCUUCCACCUAUGCCUGGUCCCAUGAAAUCUGGGUUUGGGCUGGUGGUUCUUAAUGGCAAGCUUCUUGUCAUGGCUGGCUUUUCUGUGAUUGAUGGGACUGGUUCUGCCUCUGCAGAUGUCUACCAAUAUGAUUCCUGUCUCAACAGUUGGAGUAAAUUAGCAAAGAUGAAUGUGGCUCGGUAUGACUUUGCUUGUGCAGAGGUUAAUGGUAUGGUUUAUGCAGUUGGAGGAUAUGGGAUCGAUGGAGACAGUCUAUCUAGUGCAGAGAUGUACAACCCUGAUACUAACAGAUGGACCCUAAUGGAAAGUCUUCGCCGCCCAAGGUGGGGUUGCUUUGCCUACGGGUUUGAGGGAAAGCUGUAUGUCAUGGGUGGGAGAUCAAACUUCACAAUUGGGAAUUCGAAGUUUGUUGAUGUAUACAACACUGAGAGGCACACCUGGUGUGAAAUGAAGAACGGUUGUGUCAUGGUCACGGCUCAUGCCGUGUUGGGAAAGAAUCUCUUUUGUAUGGAGUGGAAGAACCAGCGCAAGCUAGCAAUAUUCACUCCAGAGGACAAUUCAUGGAAGAUGGUACCAGUUCCAUUGACAGGGAGCUCAUGUAUUGGCUUUCGUUUUGGAAUACUGGGUGGCAAAUUGUUGCUAUUCUCUGUCCAUGACGAACCUGGAUACCGUACUCUGUUGUACGACCCAAAUGAAGCCCCUGGCUGUGAGUGGCAAACUUCUGAUAUAAAGCCGUCUGGUUUAUGCUUGUGCUGUGUGACGAUCAAGGCGUAAACGAUGUCCUUGAAAGCUGAGGAUCAUCUUCUCAAAUAGUCUCGACUCUUGAAUGUGUCUGAAUAUUUUGCUGGGUCUUUCUGCGUUGACUAAUGAACGAGUGCCCGUUUCUUUUCUCGAGUUGUCAGUUAGGUGUUAUAUUACCGAUUGCACUCAUUGGGUUUCCGUUUAAUAUUGUCAUGUAUUAUUGUCGGGUUGUGGGUGCUAAUUUUUAUUUUUUAGAACAUUUCUUUGUCUCUGUUUUAAUGCAUUUGUUGUCUGGUCGGACUAUUCUUUGGACUUUGAGGGGCGUUUUUCAUUUCUUAAUGCGUCGUAAAAUAUUAGAAAUUUA
This is a messenger RNA of Juglans microcarpa x Juglans regia, 2575 nucleotides long. RefSeq names its product F-box/kelch-repeat protein At1g67480-like. Gene Ontology annotation, molecular function: protein binding. The record is from RefSeq and is a predicted model, not a curated record. Bases 1090 to 2244 code for a protein of 384 amino acids. NCBI's taxonomy places the organism in Eukaryota, Viridiplantae, Streptophyta, Magnoliopsida, Fagales, Juglandaceae. The transcript is spliced from 4 exons.